Molecule: messenger RNA, 1290 nt
Organism: Tricharina praecox
Lineage: Eukaryota; Fungi; Ascomycota; Pezizomycetes; Pezizales; Pyronemataceae
Exons: 3
Coding region: 1-1290 (429 amino acids)
Biological process (GO): glycine catabolic process
Cellular component (GO): mitochondrion
Molecular function (GO): aminomethyltransferase activity; protein binding
Source: RefSeq, a predicted model, not a curated record
AUGCUUCCCCGAACACUCCGCCUCGUCUGCCGCGCCCCGGCCGGCAAGAAGCAAUUUGGCAAAUCCAUCCCCUCGCAAUUCCUGCGCAGCUACACCUCGCCCGCCAGCGUUCCCCCCGUCGAACUCAAGAAGACCCCACUACACGACUUUCAUGUCGCCGCCGGAGCGAAGAUGGUGCCCUUUGCUGGGUACUCAAUGCCCGUGACCUAUGCGGACCAGGGACUGGUCGAGUCGCAUAACCAGGUGCGCACGAAGGCCGGGCUGUUCGACGUGUCGCAUAUGCUACAGCAUCGAUUCAAGGGCCCCGGGGCAUUGGGCUUCCUCGAGCAUCUCACGCCAUCGGACCUCACGCUGCUCAAGCCGCACGAGAGCACGCUGUCGUGUUUCCUGCACCCGGUGACGGGCGGGAUCGUUGACGACCUGAUCAUCACGAUGCUGUCCCCGGACGACUUCUACGUCGUGACAAACGCCGGGUGCGCCGACAAGGACCUGGCUUACAUCCGCGAGCAUCUCGCCGAGUACCCGCACAAGUCCGAGGUUCAGCACAUCGUCCUCGCCGGCCAGGGAUUGAUCGCCGUUCAGGGCCCAGAUGCGAAGGUCAUCGUGCAGGACUUUCUGCAGCGCGCGAUGGGCGAUGAUGUGCUGGAUCUAGGGAACGUGUACUUUGGCCGCUCGGUGGUUGUCGAUACGCCCACGUAUGGUGAGCUGCAUAUAGCUCGUGGUGGUUAUACCGGUGAGGAUGGGUUUGAGAUUUCCAUUCCGGCGGAGAAUACUGUGGCUGUGACGAAUGAAUUGCUGGAGAUUGGGAAGCAGGGGGAUAUCUUGAGGAUGGCAGGGCUGGGCGCGAGGGAUACGCUGCGGUUGGAGGCGGGUAUGUGUUUGUAUGGCCACGAUCUCGACGAUUCCACCACGCCCAUCGAGGCUGGGUUGAAGUGGCUGGUUGCAAAGAGGAGGGUUAUGGAAAACAACUUUAACGGUGCUGAAACCAUCUCCCGGCAAUACAACGACGUCUCGCAGAUCCCGCGCCGCCGCAUCGGGCUCACGGUAGAGAAGGGCGCGCCCGCCCGCGAAGGCGCCGAGAUCAUCGACCCGGCCACGGGCGACGUUCUUGGCACCGUCACGUCCGGUUGUCCGUCGCCCACACUCGGCACAAACAUUGCGAUGGGCUACGUCAAGUCCGGCUUCCACAAGUCCGGCACGGAGUUGGCCGUCAAGGUCCGUGGGAAGACUCGCAAGGCGACCGUUACGAAGAUGCCGUUUGUCAAGACAAACUACUACAGAGCUCCAUAG